Caretta caretta (loggerhead turtle) is the source of this 3754-nucleotide messenger RNA. RefSeq names its product syntaxin binding protein 6 (gene STXBP6). Gene Ontology annotation, cellular component: exocyst; plasma membrane. Gene Ontology annotation, molecular function: phosphatidylinositol-4,5-bisphosphate binding. Lineage: Eukaryota; Metazoa; Chordata; Testudines; Cheloniidae. The record is from RefSeq and is a predicted model, not a curated record. Gene Ontology annotation, biological process: regulation of SNARE complex assembly; exocytosis; Golgi to plasma membrane transport.
CGCUGCCGGGCGAUGUUCUCCCGCGAAGUAUGAAGAAGUAGCAGCCCCGAGAGUGAAGGAUUUAGCCGCCUCUGGAAGCCCACAUGUGCCAGUCGUGGAAGGGCUGGGGCUCGUCAUCCCAGUGUAAACCCAGCCCAGCUUUCCUUCUAGGAGAACCACAUUGUUACGUGCUGCGAUCAGCCUCUGGCGCGGAGAGAUCAGCCUGGGAUAGUGCGUUUUUAAGGGCCAGAUCCUGCUCCCAUUGAUGUCAGUGGCACAGUUCCCAGUUCCUGACGGCACUCCUGUGUUGAGAAGACAGCAGCCUCUUCCAUCUCUGAUCUACGAUGAGUGCCAAAGCUGCUAUCAACAAAGAAAUUUUCGCCCCACACGAUGAAAGGAUGCUGGGAGCUGUCCAAGUGAAAAGGAGAACGAAGAAAAAGAUCCCUUUCCUAGCAACUGGGGGCCAGGGUGAAUAUUUAACCUACAUCUGCUUGUCAGUGACAAACAAGAAACCCUCCCAGGCGUCUAUUACAAAAGUCAAACAGUUCGAAGGUUCCACGUCUUUUGUAAGGAGAUCACAGUGGAUGCUUGAGCAGCUUUGCCAGGUUAAUGGCAUAGACUCUAAUCGGGAUUCUCCAGAAUUUGAUUUACUAUUUGAAAAUGCUUUUGACCAAUGGGUAGCAAGCACGGCUUCCGAAAAAUCCACAUUCUUUCAGAUUCUUCACCACACUUGUCAGCGUUACCUUACAGACAAGAAGCCAGAAUUUAUCAACUGCCAGUCUAAAAUUAUGGGAGGAAACAGCAUACUUCAUUCAGCAGCAGACAGUGUGACCAGUGCAGUACAGAAGGCAAGUCAGGCUUUGAAUGAGCGUGGCGAAAGGUUAGGUCGGGCAGAAGAAAAGACAGAGGAUAUGAAAAACAGUGCCCAGCAGUUUGCAGAAACUGCACACAAGCUUGCCAUGAAGCACAAAUGUUGAGAUACUGCCUAACACAGAGAUCUUCCCAAGAGGAACUGAAAAGCUAGGUUUCAGCAGUUUUUACUGGAGAUCCAAACUUUCACCUGCUUUAUCCUUCCAACUCAGUGAAGAUGCGUUAACCAGUUAACAUACAGGAAAAAUGUUGCAUUCCCACAUUUUUAUGGUAAUUUCACUAAGCAAUGCUGCUGUAUCUCCAACCUUUAUUUUGUAUUUAAGUUAUUGUAGGUGUUUUUAAAAAACAUGGAAACUGGACCAAAUGAGAAACUGAUCAAGAUAAGCACCAUCUUAUUUUUUCUGGUGUCACACAGGAAGAAGUAUUAAAUUGGCUACAAGAGGUGUUCCUGUAAAGAAAUAAAAUCCCAAACAAUGGUUACAUAUUUUUUCCCUUUUGUAUAGUGCUAGUGGAAUUUGAACGUUGGAAUUAUGCAUCCCAGAUGAUAAUCCUGUAGUGGAAAGCAGACUGAUUUGUUAUGUGAAACAGCAGACCUGAUCAUUUCUGCCACUCAGUAGGAAUUUUUGUACCAGCAUUCAGAAGUGCAAAUUUGACUUUCAGAUGUGACCCUGCUAUCCAUGCUGCCUUUUGAAAACAUCCUGUUGUACUUUCCAGAUUGAUUUUUGGAUUGUAUAAUAAAAUAUAAAGAAUGUAACCUUGAGAUUUUAAGAUCUAAGAAAAAUCUGAUAUUUAAAUCUGUACACACAAAAUGGUUGUGCCCCAUUACCACAGUCUGGAAUUUAGCAGUCUUUGCGUGGUUUCUUUUUAACUAUGAUUUCUCUGAAUAGGGCCUUUAUAAAUGAAAGUUUGAAAACAAACUUUCCAAGCUACCAGUUUUUCAUAAACUUUACACAGAAAAUAUUGUUAACAUCAAAUAGCCUGGAAAAAUACCUUUCCAUUGCAGAUUGAUUAACUAUUUUUGAUCUAUUGUCUUCCUUAACAGACAUCUGUUUCCCUCAUUUUCCUUCAGAAAUUCUCAAGUUAUUUAUUCAUAGGAUUAAAAUGUGAAGCCAGUACAAGAAGUUAUACUUGAUUUUACCAAGAGUACGCAAACAUAAAAUGCUAGCUGAGCUUUCAGCCUUCAGCUGUAGUACAUUGGUCCUAAGCUGCAUGCAUCUUCAACAUUUUCUGUUCCCUUCUUACUGAUGGGCCAGACAGCCAGUGUAAUCUGAAUAUACCGUAGUAUUCAUUGUCAAUGCAGAAUAAGAUUUUGCAUUAUUAAUGACAUUUUAAAGAGCUUAGAAACUAAUAAUAAGGUAGUAUGUGGGGUGGAGGGAAGAAAGAGAAAAGUAACUAAGAAGGAAAUAAUAACUCUUGGAAAUAUCGAUAUUACAAAAAGGGGACUGAAUUUACUUGUGAAGAAAUUCUAAGUCAACCUACAGAAGUCAUCUAGUGAAAUGUGUAGUAUAUAAGUGUAUAUUUUUAAUUAUGCUAUUUUGUACGAAGUUUUUUAAUUGCAUAGUGGAAGUUGUUUAGAGGAGGGAGCAUGUUUGUCAUCUGUUUAGCACUGUAGGAUCACAUCAAGGACAACCUUGAGAACUGUCACAUCCCAAGCUGCCAGCUGGGAAAGAAUUUGGCCAGACAUAAGCUGCAAGUCAGAACAGGGCCACUAAAGCGUGAGGCCCCAAGCACCACUUGAGCUACUUAUGACUAAUGCUUGCCUUGAAAGAAUCUGUAGCAUCACAAGCACAAUAGGAAACAUUUUAAUAAAUAGGGCUCUUACUAGAGACCAGCAAGGAAAAAAGCAGUCUCAUAUUGGGAAUUAAACAAAACAAAACGUAAGGUUAGUUCUGGGGUUUUUUUAAAUGUGUCAUUAGAAUCUUUUUCAGAUGUACAGUACAGUUCUGACAGCAAAGCAGAUGUCUUUAUCCAUUCCCCUCUCUUAGAGUACGUUUAACCUGCAAUAAAACAUUUGCAGCUGGCCCAUGUCAGCUGACUCGAGUUUGCAGGGCUCAGGUUGUGGGGUUAUACAGCUGCAGUGUAGACUUUCAAGCUCGGUCUGGCGCCUGAGCCCUGGGACACCACAAGCAGGCACGAACCCAGAGACUAGGCUCCAGCCUGAGCCCAAAUGUCUACACUGCAAUUUUAUAGCCCCACAGCUAUUCUUACUUUUUCUUUUUUUUUUUAAACUGUACUCUCAAGGAUUUUGCUACCUGAUGAAAUUGAGGUCAUGAGUAGUCAGUAUGAAAACGAGAGUCAUAUGCUAAUGAAAAUUCAGUAGUGAGAACUACAACCAUAAAAGUAGUUCUACUAAAGAAGAGAGAGAAUAGGAUUUGAAUUGUUGCUACCUAGCUUUUACUCAGAGGUUAUAAAUAAUUUAGAAGAGACGUUUAAACCCCAGAUCAGAUAUACUUGGGGAGGCACACUGCUAAAUUCCAGAUCCCUUUUUCACAGGUUAACCUGUUGUUCUUUAAUAUGUAUGUUUUAGUACCAUUAACUGGUUUUCAUAGUUGAGUUUAAAUAACUCACUGCAUUCAAGAAAGGAAAAGAGAUUUAUUUGCAUUCUGUUACAUUCCUGGUAUUCAGUAAACUACUAGAUGUAAUGGCACUUAAGAAGAUUUCAAGAAAGUGUGCUGACAUCCCAUACUGCAGAUAAACUUUACCACGUUACACUUCCCUCCUGGAACUUAGCUGUAGUAUACAACACUAGUAUUAGAUAUUUGUGUACAUAAAAUAUACAGUAAUUCAGGUUAAUGUUUCAUAUUAAAGAAUGUAUUUGUAAAAUGUAACAAGAUCAGUAGUUUCCUUAUUACAUUACCUUUUUAAAGUUCUGCAAAGAAUAAAGAUCAUGUAUUGUUGGACUUGA